Messenger RNA from Brassica oleracea var. oleracea, 1815 nucleotides. Its product is annotated as exocyst complex component EXO70B1-like. The coding region runs from base 1 to 1722 and encodes 573 amino acids. Gene Ontology annotation, cellular component: exocyst. The record is from RefSeq and is a predicted model, not a curated record. Gene Ontology annotation, molecular function: phosphatidylinositol-4,5-bisphosphate binding. NCBI's taxonomy places the organism in Eukaryota, Viridiplantae, Streptophyta, Magnoliopsida, Brassicales, Brassicaceae. Gene Ontology annotation, biological process: exocytosis. The transcript has a single exon.
AUGACUCGCGAGGUGGACGAAACCAUGAUCUGGGACUUGGGCUCAGAAGCAGGGAACGAGUUUCUAGACGCUGUGAACGAGCUGAGAGUGUUGAUAGACGGAGGAACAACAGAGGAGGUCUCUCUGAGAAAAGCUCACGACGUUCUCCAAACGGCAAUGGCGAGGCUUGAAGACGAGUUCAAGCAUCUUCUCUCGGAGAACAAGUUACCAUUCGAGCUCGAACACGCUUCCUUUAGGUCCGAUCUUGUCCUGGAAGAAGGCUCUUUCGGCGCUGCGUCCACUGAGGAUCUGAUUAUAGGAAGCAGUAGAAGAAACUCAGAGGAGAUUGUAAUCGAUUUGAUUAGACCUGAGGUUAUAUCAGAUCUCAAGAGCAUUGCCACCACCAUGAUUGCUUCGGGGUACGACCGGGAGUGUCUCCAGGUGUGUACAACGGUUAGAAAAGAGGCUCUUGACGAGUUUCUCUACCACCACGAGGUCGAGAAGCUGAGCAUUGAAGAUGUUCUGAAGAUGGAUUGGGCUACGUUGAAUACAAACAUCAAGAAAUGGGUUCGCGUGAUGAGAAGCAUCGUGCAGAUGUACUUAGUUAGCGAGAAGUCUCUGAACGAUCAGAUCUUCGGGGAGGAGGAGGAGGAGUCUGUGACGUGUUUUGUCGAUACGGUGAAGGCUCCUGUGAUGCAGCUGCUUAACUUCGGUGAAGCUGUCUCUCUCGGUCCGCGGCAGCCCGAGAAACUCCUCAGGAUCCUCGAAAUGUACGAGCUGGCGUCCGAGCUAUUACCAGAGAUUGAUGUACUCUUCUCUGAUAAUCAGCUCGGCUCCUCCUUGAGAGGGGAGUACAGAGAAGUGAUGAGGAGGCUCGGGGAAUGCGCGAGAGCGACGUUUCUCGAGUUCAAAAGCGCUAUUGCCUCUGAUGUUUCCUCUCAUCCUUUCCCUGGAGGAGCGGUCCACCCGCUUACUAACUACGUCAUGAACUACCUCAUGGCGUUGACGGACUUCAGCCAGACUCUUGACUCGCUUCUCAUGGAGCAUGAUGAUGUGGAAUAUCUCUCAAUACCUCCGUUGCCGGAUGUUAUCAAUCCGGCGAUGGUGGUUGAAGAAGAGUCUGCUUACGAGAACUCUUCUUCGCCGGAGAAGUUUUUGGCGAUGACUAAGCAUUUCUACUCUAUUACAUCGGUUCUUGAAGCUAACCUUGAAGAGAAAGCGAAGCUGUACAGAGACGUCUCUCUGAGGCACAUCUUUCUCCUGAACAACAUACAUUACAUGACCAGGAAAGUGCUCAAGUCCGAGCUGAAGCAUAUCUUUGGCGACAAGUGGAACAGGAAACAUGCGUGGAAGUUUCAGCAGCAAGCGACUGAGUACGAACGCUCCACCUGGCUCCCUGUCCUGUCUUUCCUCAAGGAUGAUGGAGGUUCAGGUUCUGGAUCAGGUUCAGGUUCAGGUUCAAGAAGCUUGCGGCCUAGGGAGAGGUUUCAAGGAUUCAACACUGCGUUUGAGGAAGUGUACAAGGCGCAGACCGGGUGGCUGAUCUCGGACGAGAGGCUGAGAGAAGAUGUGAGGACGAAGGCGUCGAUGUGGGUGAUACAAGCGUACCGGUCGUUUUACAGUAGGCACGAGAACAGAGUGAGUGAGAGGUAUAUCAAGUACAGUACUGAUGAUUUUGAGAAGCUUUUGUUGGAUCUCUUCGCUGGUUCUUCUAAAUCCUUGAACAAUUCUUACAGAAGAUGAGUGAUUAAACUUUAUGUUAAUAUUAUUUGACCUUGUAAUAUUUAUAUUCAUCAUUUCAUGAAUAUGUUUUAGUGGAAUAAAGGUUGACAUUUA